This is a messenger RNA of Arachis stenosperma, 474 nucleotides long. RefSeq lists its product as uncharacterized. The record is from RefSeq and is a predicted model, not a curated record. The transcript has a single exon. Lineage: Eukaryota; Viridiplantae; Streptophyta; Magnoliopsida; Fabales; Fabaceae. Bases 3 to 437 code for a protein of 144 amino acids.
CCAUGGUGAUGACUACUAUUAAGAGAAGAGAAGUCAUGGUUCCCCAAGAUCAUAGUCAUCAUUUCUUGAUUAUGGAAGAUGAUGAUGAUGAAGACCUAUUUGAGAUUGAUCUUGAUUUAGUGAAUUGCAUUUCUUCAUCAUCACCAUCAAAACCACAUUAUUACAAUACUGCCACUACAAGUAGUACUACUAAUUCUAAUUAUUCCACAGGGAAAAAGAAUGCACUCUUGGCGAAUUGCUUGAUGCCAAUUUCAGAUAUUUCUAGUGCAAUUCCAGCUUGUAAUAAGAGUAAAAAUAUUAGUAGUAAUAAUUAUAAUGUUGUUAUUUCUGAGUCUUUUUCAUUGGAGGAAUAUCUCAGGUUACCAUUUUUGGGGGAUAUAGGAGCAUUGUUGCAUGGCAAAACAAAACCACAAUUUCAAUUCAAGUUUCACCAUUAAUUAGUGACUAAUUAAUUAUGUAUUAUCAUCACAUAUA